Messenger RNA from Argentina anserina (silverweed cinquefoil), 1015 nucleotides. RefSeq names its product probable WRKY transcription factor 75. Gene Ontology annotation, molecular function: sequence-specific DNA binding; DNA-binding transcription factor activity. NCBI's taxonomy places the organism in Eukaryota, Viridiplantae, Streptophyta, Magnoliopsida, Rosales, Rosaceae. The transcript has 2 exons. The record is from RefSeq and is a predicted model, not a curated record. The coding region runs from base 60 to 551 and encodes 163 amino acids. Gene Ontology annotation, biological process: regulation of DNA-templated transcription.
UCCUUCUCUUAUAUAACCACAUACGAGUCCUCUGUCCAUCUUCACCUCUUUAUUGUUUUAUGAUGGAAACCUUCCCAACAUUUUAUUCUUCUUCUUCAACAACGCCACCUGCUGCUGCUGCUUCUCUGUCAUUGAACAUGGUGAACAGUCAUUCUCACCAUGCUUAUAGUAAUGAUCAGUACCGAGCUAGCAACAAUAAGUCAAAUGGGUUCUUGGGGCUGAUGUCAGAGAUGGAGGUUUCGAACAGUAUCAACAGCAUGAGCAGUACUAUUACUCAGCAGAGCAUGAAAAGCUUCGGGGAGGGUGAAAGUAAUACAGCAGAAAGAUUAGGGAUGAAGAAGGGAGAUAAGAAGAUCAGGAAGCCGAGAUAUGCGUUUCAGACGAGAAGCCAAGUCGAUAUACUUGACGAUGGAUAUAGGUGGAGAAAGUAUGGCCAAAAAGCAGUCAAGAACAACAAGUUCCCAAGGAAUUUAGCUUGCCUUUAUCGAUCACGCACAUGGAUCGGAUUAGCCAAUGGAGCUCGUCGUCGGAGUCAAGCAUGGCUAGCUUGAUUGCCCUGCAUUCUGAUAGAUGACUGCUGCUGAUAAUUAGUCAAUUGUAUACUCAAUAUCUAUAUAUCAUAAUUAAUUGAGAUGUUAAAUAACAUUAGGGCAACACACAGAUCGCUGGAUUUAUAUAUCCUUACAUAUGUUCGGGAAAUUAGUACUGAACUUUUAACUUCGCCUUCUAGAAGGCUUUAUAUAAAAUGCAUGCCUUGAUCAGUAUUAUUCAAACAUUCAUAUAAGUUAAUUAAUUAAUCUGCAUGCAUUGAUAUACCUAAUACAGUAAAACCUCUAUAAAAUGAAUAAUGUCAUGACCGAAAGAAAAUUAUUAUUUUAGUGGGAUUAUUAUAUUAUUAAUAAAUGAAUAAUUUAUUCAUUUUAUUAAUAAAUUAUUAUUUUACAUAGAGUCUUGUUGUUAUUUUAUAGGGAGUUUAAUUAGUCACCUUUAGUCCCACAGUCUUACUAUUAUGUAU